Messenger RNA from Leptidea sinapis, 2893 nucleotides. RefSeq names its product sorting nexin-14-like. Gene Ontology annotation, biological process: autophagosome maturation. The record is from RefSeq and is a predicted model, not a curated record. The transcript is spliced from 16 exons. Gene Ontology annotation, molecular function: phosphatidylinositol binding. Bases 11 to 2692 code for a protein of 893 amino acids. Gene Ontology annotation, cellular component: late endosome. NCBI's taxonomy places the organism in Eukaryota, Metazoa, Arthropoda, Insecta, Lepidoptera, Pieridae.
ACGUUUAGCCAUGACAGAAAGAUGUCACAGAACUAUUACUGAAAAAUUUCGCAGCCAAAAUUUUCUAUUUUGCGGUGGAAUUGUUGUUGCCUUUCUUGCUAUUCUAUAUGUUUAUAAAUUUCACUUGAUCACAAUUGUUUUGAGUUAUGGAUUGGGAUGUGUGGUUUGUUAUUAUGGUGUUACAACAGAUGUUUUAUCUUAUUGUCUAGAGCAACUAUCGUGCCACUUCAUAGAGACAUCUCAAUCACCAGAGGAAGGCAAACACAAGGGUUGUAAUACCUGUGGCAUCAAUAACUGUGAUCGACAUGACCCGGAGAUAUCUGAGGAGCCGUGGUGUGGGCUACAAAUACACAAACAAUUGGAUCAAGCCAUCGAAGAUUUUUACAAUACAAUUUUAGAACAAUAUGUAAACUCGUGGUAUACCAAGAUAACACUGCAGCCAUUCUUUGUCGAUGAGCUUCGGUAUCAGCUGAGGUACGCGUCUGCGUUGUUACUGAGAAGAGCCUUAAAGAUUGAUUAUGCCAAACUAAUAACUGAGCGGCUAGUGCCCUGUGCGCUCAGGCACUACAGUGUCGUGUCGACGGGACACAAACCCAGCAUCCAUGUUGCAGCUAGCAAUCGAAGCGCAGAACUCAGAUACCUGAGAUGCCUGACGGAAGCCAUAUUGCCGUAUCUCCUGCGGUCGACGGAGACCAAAAAUCCGGUGUUCAAAGUAUUAAUUCGCGAGAUAUUCGCUGGGUGGGUUCUGCUGUCUCUCACAGACGUGCUGGCGGAUCCCUACAUCCUCAAUAUGCUCAUUAUAUUAGCAACUAGUAAGGAAACAAUGGCACAGUUGCCUGCUACACCCAAUUAUAAGGUGGAAUUUCUGGAGACAUUCGUCCGACAGUCCGAGUCCGUGUACAUGAAGCGGGCUAAACUACUGCACAUAGAGCUUGAACUGUUGGUGAACGAGCAACAGCACUUCUACGCUUUCAUGCAGCAUCUCAAGACCACAUACAACAUUCACGUGCUGCAGUUCUAUAAGGAUAUUAAAUCGUUUCAGUCGCGGAUAUUGAAUCCGGAGCUGACGUCACAGGAGCAGGCCAACCUUCACCGCGAGGCGACUGAGCUGUACCUGCGAUACAUCGCGGUAAGCAUGCCGCGGGUGGAACUGCCAGACGCGAUGCAACUCGAACUGAAAGAACUCCUCGACGCUGGACCGGAUGCCGUCAAACGUUUACAGACGAGUCGCGCUCUGUACCAAGCGGCGAGACAAUCUCACGCCGUGCUGGAGAAGGUUCUGAUGCCGAGGUUCCUCCACAGUGAUGAGUUCUAUAAACUUCUGAUUGGUCCAAGAGUACCAACCGGCUACCAAAAACAAAUGACCAGGCGUCCUCAAGACAAACAGCGUCUAGGAGCGCGAGUACGGAACGCUAUGCGCUCGCAGACGUUGGACGGACAAGUACUGGACUCCAACUCGGAGCUGAGCGAGGACUCCAUAGACAAUGUCGAUAUAUUGAAGUACUUGGACUCGCUGGCCGCUGAAGAUACCUUGGGGGAUCAAGAUUUGAGCACGUACAAAGUGGUCUUAACUCACGUGGAGAUUAGAAUGCAACCGUCUCCCCGGCGCGGCCCGGUGCGCGUGUUCACCCUGGCCGUGCACCGCGCGCGGCCCACUCUCACCGCGGCCUUCUGGAGCUUGCGGCGCACGGAGCACGACUUCCACCUGCUUCGGGCCAAGCUCACCGAGUUCCACGGAGACCGUUUGCUGGCCCACUUGCCGCUACCAUCAAGAAGGGACAAUAGCCCUCUGGAAACACUUAGGUACAAAUAUGAAGACUUCCUUCAGAGGAUACUCCAGAUAACACUGCUUCAGUCCAGCGAACUAUUAUAUUUGUUCCUUACAGUGGACAAUGACUUCGGUCUGGUAGUACAAGCGUCAACUCUCAAUGUUUCCCCAGAUUUGGGUAACAUUUAUCAGUCAGUUGCCCAUAAGUUGAGAAAAGAGAAGGGACAACAUUUGGAGAGCUUCCUCAGGAGUUUCUUGAUCUCAUCGGACAAGGAGCGAUAUCAAGCUUUAAAACAAGGAACAACCCGCGACGUAGAGGAAGGGGUUGAAGUAAACGAACGUGAGUCUAACACCGUGAUGCAACGCGUGGACAACAGUCGCAAUUAUAUGAACACAAUAUUCGAGAACAACUUUGAUGUACAUCCCGUGCCCCAGCGAGCCUCUGCCAGCGGGCAUACAGAACUACGAGGAUUCACACACUGCCUCAUGUAUAUAUUAUUAAAGGUAGUACGGGCGCGCGGUAUUGUGGCCUGCGUGCUCGGGCAGUGUCUGGCGCUGUGUGGCUCGGUAGUCGAGCCGGCGGCCAACAGGCUCGCGAACACUUGGCUCGCCGAGCUGCUCGCCGAGCGGAGGCUGGCGCACCUCGUGCGGCUUGGACACGGUGUAAUAUUCGGCAAGAGGUCAUCCCCGCGCAUGGACGCGGAAGCUCAGCGCGAGCUGGCGCGCGGGCGGCUCAUGGGGCGCCACACGUCGGGCGCCGCGCUGCUGCUGGGGGGCGGAGUCCCCGUGGCGCUGCUCACGGCCUUCGAGGUCAUACAGAGUCCACAGCUUAAUAAACAGUUGGUGUACAAUUUGUUGGAUCUCUGUAUACUGGAGCUGUUCCCAGAGCUGCAGACCAUAGAUAGUAGAGAAAGGAAUAGUUGAGAUUGUGUCAUAAUAUUAUUUAUAGAUUAUAUAUAAUUUAUUAUUUUAAAAUUCGUUUAUAAUGUGUGCAUCUUUAUUAUUACAACUAUACAAUAAUGUAAAUAAAAGAUAUUUUUCUAUUAGUAUUAUUUUGAAAUCUCUAGAUGUGAUUGAGGUUUCGAUGAUGUUGUAUAGUGACGCCAAAUAAAUUAUUUUCUUAUU